Molecule: messenger RNA, 3026 nt
Organism: Cuscuta europaea
Lineage: Eukaryota; Viridiplantae; Streptophyta; Magnoliopsida; Solanales; Convolvulaceae
Source: the annotation of a GenBank genome assembly
AUCCUUAUUUCCUUUUGACGUAAAAGGUCGGAUGGAGCAACUUUUAACUUCCAACACCAUUUAACUUCAUCAGCCAUUUCAACCAAAUUUUACAGUUCUCACUCAUACUAGUAAAAUAAUAACGCUCUGAAUCAGACCUUCAAAUUAUUGUCCAUACAAUGUAACAGAGCAAAUGUAGAUAAACAAUUCUAUUUUUUUUAGAUAAGAAAUUCAAGAGGAAAAUUGAAGGUAUACUAGAUCUACUUGUCACCCGAGAAUUAGAGAGAAUCAGAGACAAAGAAACGAUACUACUUGUUUCCUGCGAGGAUGAGGAAUCCAAAUUUACACCAGAAUCUGGGGCGUGGCUUGAAUUUACUUUUCAUGUUUCUGAUUCUUAAUUUGUAUAUACGUUUCUCACAUCCACUAUCGGUGCAAGAAUCAGAAACUAUAAACUCCAUGCUAAGGCGUCUGGACAGGAAAAGACCAUCACUUUCAGUCCAAGAAUCUGCAGCCAAGGGUGUUCUUCAAAGGCUGCUUCCCACCCAUUUGACUAAUUUUGAGCUCAAAAUUAUGCCCAAGGAUGCUUGUGGAGGGAAAAGCUGUUUUAGGGUAACCAAUUACAAGAGCUCAAAUAGAGUUCUGCCUCAGAUAUUGAUACAAGGAACUACGGCAGUUGAAAUCACAUCAGGCCUCCAUUGGUACUUAAAGUAUUGGUGUGGCGCUCAUAUUUCAUGGGAAAAGACUGGUGGAGUACAGAUAGGUUCAGUACCCAAGCCAGGUCUACUACCUUCUGUAGGUACAGAGGGUGUGAUGAUUCAACGGCCAGUGCCAUGGAACUACUACCAAAAUGUUGUCACCUCAAGCUAUUCAUAUGUGUGGUGGGAUUGGCAGAGAUGGGAGAAAGAGAUAGAUUGGAUGGCACUCCAAGGAAUAAAUAUGCCCCUUGCAUUUACUGGACAAGAAGCUAUUUGGAGAAAGGUUUUUUUGCAGGAAUUUAAUAUGACGACUCAAGAUUUGAAUGAUUUCUUUGGCGGACCUGCCUUCCUAGCCUGGGUUCGUAUGGGAAAUCUACAUGGAUGGGGAGGACCUUUAUCUCAAAACUGGUUGGAUAAACAGCUGUCGUUGCAGAAGCAGAUCUUAAAGAGGAUGGCAGAGUUGGGCAUGACCCCAGUGCUGCCAUCAUUCUCUGGGAAUGUACCUGCUGCACUAAAAAAGAUGUUUCCAUCCGCAAAUAUAACUAGACUUGGGGACUGGAAUACAGUGGAUGGCGAUCCUCGAUGGUGUUGUACGUUUCUUCUAGAUCCUUCUGACCCAUUGUUUAUUGAUAUUGGUGAGGCCUUCAUUCAACAUCAGCUUAAAGAGUAUGGAGGCAUCACAAAUAUAUACAGCUGUGAUACCUUUAACGAGAACUCUCCACCUACAAGUGAUCCAAAUUAUAUUUCUUCGCUUGGAUCAGCGGUCUACAAAGCAAUGUCCAAAGCAGAUAAGGAUGCAGUGUGGCUAAUGCAAGGCUGGCUUUUUUAUUCAGACUCCUCAUAUUGGAAGCCACCACAGAUGGAGGCACUAUUACAUUCUGUUCCAUUUGGGAAGAUGAUAGUUCUUGAUUUAUUUGCUGACGUCCAUCCAAUAUGGAAAUAUUCCUCCCAAUUUUAUGGAACUCCUUACAUAUGGUGUAUGCUGCACAACUUUGGAGGCAAUAUUGAAAUGUAUGGAACAAUGGAUUCUAUUGCAGCAGGCCCAGUUGAUGCUCUUAUUAGUGAAAAUUCGACAAUGGUUGGGGUUGGCAUGUGCAUGGAAGGAAUAGAACAUAAUCCAGUUGUAUAUGAGCUGAUGCCUGAAAUGGCAUUCAGGAGCCACAGUUUUGAUAUGAAGACAUGGUUGAAAUCCUAUGCUACUAGAAGAUAUGGUAAAGGAGUUGGUCAAGUUGAAGCUGCUUGGGAGAUACUUUAUCACACAGUAUACAAUUGCACAGAUGGAAUUGCUGACCACAACAAAGAUUACAUAGUAGAAUUUCCUGAUUGGGAUCCAUCACUUGAUACCAGAUCUGAUAUGCCUGAACAUGACCAUAGAGACCCUUCUCUUGUGAAACAUCUGAAGAGAAGAUUCUUUCUCCUAGAAACCAGCUCUCCCUUGCCUCAACCCCAUUUAUGGUAUUCUACUAAGGAUGUCUUGAAGGCACUCAAAUUAUUCCUUGAUGCAGGAGUCGAGCUUGCCGGAAGCCUCACCUACAGAUAUGAUUUGGUAGACUUAACCAGACAGUCACUGUCCAAGCUUGCAAACCAGGUGUAUUUAGAUGCAAUAGCUGCUUUCAGAGAGAAGGAUGCCAAAUCUUUGAGUUUUCAUAGUCACAUGUUCCUGCAACUCAUCAAAGACAUUGACACACUUCUUGCUGCCGAUGAAGGUUUUCUACUUGGAACCUGGCUUGAAAGUGCAAAACGCCUAGCUGUAAAUCCCGACGAGAUGAAACAGUAUGAAUGGAAUGCUAGGACACAAGUGACGAUGUGGUUUGAUACUACAGAGUACAUUCAAAGCAAGCUUCAUGACUAUGCUAAUAAGUUCUGGAGUGGGCUAUUGGAGAGCUACUAUCUGCCACGAGCCGCAAUGUAUUUCGGUCAUCUUUCAAGGAGCUUGGAGGAAAAUGUGGAGUUCAAGGUGGAGGAAUGGAGAAAGGAGUGGAUUGCUUUUUCAAACCAAUGGCAGAGAGGUACAGAGCUUUACCCAGUGAAGGCGCAAGGCGAUGCUUUAGCCAUUGCUAAUUCACUGUACCAAAAGUACUUCAGCUGAGGGGGCAUGAUCUGAAUCUGAGUUGGAACAUCUCUGUGGAACUAUUUAACCAUGUUCAAAGAUGUUUUAUUUGUUUGCAAAAAAAAAAUUAAGCUUUGAGGUCAUACUUUCAUAUGUAUCAGCACAAUAUUGUAGUUAAAAUCCCUGCCUAAGCGUUGGGCCCUCCUUCAAACAGAAAUUGUUAGGAUCGGUGAUGGACUAAAACAAAAAUAACAUAAAUUACAAGGAUAAAAAACAAAAAUUGUAUGGGUGUAAAACAAAAC